Messenger RNA from Bufo bufo (common toad), 2319 nucleotides. RefSeq names its product calpain-8-like. Bases 142 to 2232 code for a protein of 696 amino acids. The record is from RefSeq and is a predicted model, not a curated record. Gene Ontology annotation, biological process: proteolysis. The transcript is spliced from 22 exons. Lineage: Eukaryota; Metazoa; Chordata; Amphibia; Anura; Bufonidae. Gene Ontology annotation, molecular function: calcium ion binding; calcium-dependent cysteine-type endopeptidase activity. Gene Ontology annotation, cellular component: cytoplasm.
CUACACUCUUGUUUGUGCUGUAACUGCUCCACCGGACACAGAAGGUUGAUAGCUAUAAAAUCUUCAACGUCCCAAAAUCAGCUUGGAUAUUCUUAUUCAUCUCCAUCACCCUGAAGCCUCCACACACAGAAGCACAAUACUAUGGCAAGUCUAGCUGCUAAACUGGCCAAAGAUAGGGCCACAGCCUCAGGGGUUGGGGCCAACGAGAAUCCAAGAAAAUACUUAAACCAAGACUUGGAGGAACUAAGGGCACAAUGCUUGUCAUCAAAGACUUUAUUUGAAGACCCUACAUUUCCUGCUGUUCAAUCAUCUCUUGGAUUCAAAGACCUGGAUCCUAAAUCUCAGAAAGUUCAAGAUAUUGUCUGGAAAAGACCCUUGGAAAUAAAACCCAACCCCCAGUUCAUUAAAGAAGGGGCGACUCGUGCAGAUGUCUGGCAAGGAUCGUUAGGUGACUGCUGGUUUCUAAGUUCUGUUGCAUCCCUGACUCUGAAUGAAGACUGUCUCCGCCGUGUUGUCCCCAUGGACCAGAGCUUUGACACCAACUAUGCAGGAAUCUUUCACUUUAAGUUCUGGCAGUAUGGCGAGUGGGUGGAUGUCAUUGUGGAUGAUCGGCUGCCUACUAAGAAAAACAAUCUACUGUUUGUCAAGUCCACCGCGGCUAACGAGUUCUGGAGCGCCCUCCUGGAGAAGGCCUAUGCCAAGUUGAACGGCUCAUAUCAAGCACUCAGUGGAGGUUUACCAUUAGAAGCUCUAGAGGACUUCACCGGUGGAAUUGGUGAACUGUAUUCUUUCGAAAAUGCUCCACAGAAUCUGUUUCAGAUAAUCCAAAAAGCCUUAAGACGGAAGUCGCUGGUCACAUGUAGCACAAAAUCUGACUCUGGAACAGAGACCGUUGUCAGCACUAAUAUAGUCAAGAAUCACACGUAUUCACUGACUGGAGCAGAAGAGGUCUUCUAUCGUGGUGGAACGGUCCAGAUUGUGAGGGUGAGGAAUCCCUGGGGUUAUAAAGAAUGGAACGGAGCCUGGAGUGAUAGUGCACCACAAUGGGAAGAAAUUGACCCAAAGGUGAAAGCCAACUGUAAAAUCGAGUGUGACGAUGGUGAGGCCUGGAUGCCAUUUUCUUCCUUUGUUGUUGAAUUUUAUCGAGUGGAAAUAUGUCAUCUAACUCUGGACAACAUAUGCUGCAAUGAAAACCAUAAGUGGUGCCUAACAGAAUUCUCAGGCUCCUGGACCGCUGGAUUCUCUGCUGGAGGGUGGAAGGGCAGCCCAAACUUUUGGACCAACCCCCAAUUUCGGAUCACACUGGCGGACCCUGAUAUGGAUGACACAGGAGUUACAGAUAAAUCAUUGUGUACCGUCAUUGUUAGCCUAAUGCAGAAGGAUCGAAGACGGAAGGAACAUGAAGCAGGGGGUUUUCAUUGCAUUGCAUACUAUAUAUACAAGAUCCCCAAUGAGACGCCAUCCAAUGUUCAAAUGGGGAAAGAUUUCUUCAAGAAAAACAAAGAAUUUUCUCGAACAGAUGCCUUCAUAAGCAACCGUGAAGUGUCCAAACGUUUCCAGCUCCCGGUCGGAAAAUACAUGAUUGUGCCGGCAACGUAUUAUCCCUCUGAAGAGGCCGAUUUCUUUCUACGCAUCUUCACGAAGACAAAAGCUGAACCUUUAGAAAUUGGCAACAUGGUGGAUGCUAAAGUAUAUGAGCAUUUAGUGAGUUCAAGCCCAGAUACAGAGGACCAGAAUAGAGCAGAGGAGCAGCAUGAAGACAAAGCUGCAUUUAAAGCUGAGGAUCUAAAAAGUAUCUUAAAUAAGUUAUUAUCGAAACGUGAUGAAUUCAAGUCAGAUGGAUUCAGUCUGAAAACUUGUAAAGAAAUGAUUAAUCUUCUGGAUGUGGACAUUACGGGGACCCUGAGCAAUGAAGAAGUCAGCAUUCUCCAGAAAAAGCUGAAACACUACAUGAAAAUCUUUUUAGAAGCCGACACAAACUUCUCUGGAUCUAUUGAUGCCCAUGAAAUGCGGAACGCCCUACAGAAAGCAGGUUUUAGCCUCAAUAACAGGAUUCAAGAAGUCAUCGUCCGGAGCUACGUCUCCGCUGAACUGUCUAUUAAAUUUGAAGACUUCAUUGCAUGUAUGAUACGUUUAGAGACCCUGUUUAAAAUGUUUCACAUUCUGGAUACAGAUAAAGAUGGCAUGAUCAAUCUAUCAUUAUCCGAGUGGAUCUGUACCGGAUUGAUUUAAAGAAGAAGAAAGAACAAGUAAUUGGAAACCAUAGCUGGAAUCUGGGCCCCUGUGACAGCAGUGGACAAGUUCAGUCUCAAACACACA